AUGUCACCCGCGAGGCGACGCGCGUGCGACUCCUGCUCAGCACGCAAGAUCUCGUGCGAUGCGGCUGAGACUGGUCCUCCGUGUAACUGGUGUCAACACCACAAGCUGAAUUGCACAUUCGAACGCCCCAGCCGCAAGGCCACUACGUCACGCUCGAAGCGCAAGUGCAAGGAGACCCUUGAGAUCGCCAAGAGAUUGGAGUUGGUCGAGGCCAAGCUCGUUCGUGUGCGCGAGCUUCACAACGGUGACCUCGACUCUGAGACAUCUGAUGCUAUAGACGCACCCUCAAUUACUCCCCAGUUCUUAAGAGAUCCAAUACUGAUACUACCGCCCACAGUCGACUCACAGUCUGCUUCACCUGCAUCCUCUUACCUGCAGGCUGAUGAGGCGACCGAUCCAGCUGGCCACUUCUACUUCUUCAGUCACGACUUUGGCACCUUGUGCUCGCCCACAGGUCUGCCCCAGUUUACCGACCGCUGCAAACGAUGGAUACAUGCCGUUACCGGCGAGUGGCCCGACUUCGAAGAAUCGGGCGAUCGGGAGCCACUCAUUCCCUCUGCAGCUCCUCGCCUCAAUGGUGGUCUGACUGAAGGUUCUCCUCUUCCCGAACCAUGGAUCCUCCAAUUUUUGGUCGACGCAUUCCUUCGUUCUGAUUUCAGUCGCUGCUUCCCCUUCAUUGAUCGCUUACUGUUUGAGGAAACAAGGGGACUGGCAUAUAGUUCUCCCGUGUCUGGUGACUCUUGGACCUUAGCUCAGCACAGCGCGAGGGCUUGCGUCUUCGCGUUCUGUGCAAUCACGGCUGAUAAAUUCAGGGACGCACGAGUCUCUAAACAACUCGAUGUAGAAGCCUGUGUGCGUCAGGCUGAGCAUUUGCUCAUCUCCGUGUCAGGAGACGCGAGCUUGACGACAUUGCAGGCCUCCCUCAUGAUGAUGGUUUGGAAGGCCAAGGUGGGCAGCGUAUCAGGCAUCGGUAUCUAUCAUGCAAUUGCUUGUCGAAUUGUCUUUGCCCUCGGUGGCCACACGCGCGUGUCAGCCAUGCGCAGGGACCGCGAGCCCACCAUACAGGAGCGACACGACCAUCACGUGCGCUCCAUGUUCUGGCUGUGCUACAUUUUUGAUAAAGAACUUGCUCUGCGGUCAGGCCAGCCCCCCAUUGUUGGGGACGAAUACUGCGACCUCACCCUGCCCGAGGGGUACCACGAGCAUGUGUACCGGACUCGGCAGAGUACCUAUGAGCCUGAUGAGCUGCCGAUACCUUGGCUGAUUUCAGACCUCAGGCUCGUUCAGAUCAAGUCGAGAUCGGCCAAGGAGCUGUUCUCGGUUGCAGCGUCGAAGAAGUCCGAUGCGGAGCUGCUCCUCACCAUCCGCGAGCUGGAUGAAGAGCUCGAGCGCUGGCGGCUCUCCAUUCCGACGGAAUACGCACCAAAUCUGGCCAUCCGCAAAGGGGCAAAGCUCAGCGAGCACGUGGCGCAGUCCGAGAACAUGCUACAGAUUGAGCUGCACCUGGCCUACCAUCACCUGCUAAGCAUAAUCCACCGCGCAAGCGCACGCUGUGCUGGCAACCAAAGCCGCGAGACGAGCGAGACCAGCUCCGGCCUGCAAUCUAGUGUAGAUCUCUCAGUGGAGGCUAGUAGGUCGACUCUAAUAUUCCUUAGCCUCGCGGCGCAUCGCCUUGAUGGCGAGGCCUUCCGGAUAUUCUACUUUUACCCCCUUUCCGCAUUUAUCAGCCUAUUCUUCAACCUACUGCGCAGUCCGUGCAACGAAUACGCAGAGUUGGACUUGGAGCUGAUCAGAACCGCAUCGGAUAUCAUCAAGAAGAUGCCGAAGAGCAAUUCUACGCCUGACGAGGCCACCUACUUGGGUAGAAUCGAUCGCUUUCGCGCUGAGGUAGCACGCCUGGCGGAACGCGCCGUCGAGAGAUUCCGAGGCGGAUAG
Molecule: messenger RNA, 1935 nt
Organism: Akanthomyces muscarius
Lineage: Eukaryota; Fungi; Ascomycota; Sordariomycetes; Hypocreales; Cordycipitaceae
Exons: 5
Coding region: 1-1935 (644 amino acids)
Biological process (GO): regulation of DNA-templated transcription; DNA-templated transcription
Molecular function (GO): zinc ion binding; DNA-binding transcription factor activity, RNA polymerase II-specific; DNA binding
Source: RefSeq, a predicted model, not a curated record